Cladophialophora psammophila CBS 110553 is the source of this 603-nucleotide messenger RNA. RefSeq lists its product as uncharacterized. The record is from RefSeq and is a predicted model, not a curated record. The transcript has a single exon. Gene Ontology annotation, molecular function: phosphatidylinositol-3-phosphate binding. NCBI's taxonomy places the organism in Eukaryota, Fungi, Ascomycota, Eurotiomycetes, Chaetothyriales, Herpotrichiellaceae. Bases 1 to 603 code for a protein of 200 amino acids. Gene Ontology annotation, cellular component: endosome.
AUGGAGAAUCUCCGUUCCGUCCCUAUCGCCGCAUUGGACCCAGAUCAACAGCGUCAAGGCUCCCUCGCUACACCCGUGUUUGACCACGCUGAGCCGUCUGGCGAGCGGCCUCGAAGCUCACCUACUCCUCCGCCGUACUGGCAACCUAGUAGAGGGCCGUCUUUUGAUGAGCUGUCUUCCACCCGACCGCCCCCCAUCGCUCUUGAGGAUCAUACCUUGUCCCGAGAGCCCAGCAGAGCGGCACUCUGGGCCAAGUCAAUCACCAUCGAUGAAUAUGUCAUUGUUCAAGGGAACCCGACAGGUGUAGGUGCCUAUGUGGUAUAUAAUAUUAAUGUCCAGACCCUCGAUGGAGGGCCCAUGACAAUCCGAAAGCGAUAUUCCGAGUUCGAUGAGCUUCGAGCCAAACUAGUCAAAGCCUUCCCCCAGUCAACCAAGUCGUCACUUCCACCUCUUCCCCCAAAGAGCGCCAUUUACAAGUUCCGGCCCAAGUUUCUCGAGAAAAGGCGAGAAGGACUGGCGUAUUUCCUCAACUGUGUUAUGCUUAAUCCGGAAUACGCGGGUUCUCCCAUUGUGAAGGAUUUCAUCUUUCCUCCACAGGCAUGA